Rhineura floridana is the source of this 2917-nucleotide messenger RNA. RefSeq names its product SRSF protein kinase 2 (gene SRPK2). The coding region runs from base 144 to 2375 and encodes 743 amino acids. Gene Ontology annotation, molecular function: protein kinase activity; ATP binding. NCBI's taxonomy places the organism in Eukaryota, Metazoa, Chordata, Lepidosauria, Squamata, Rhineuridae. Gene Ontology annotation, biological process: spliceosomal complex assembly; regulation of mRNA processing; protein phosphorylation. The record is from RefSeq and is a predicted model, not a curated record. The transcript is spliced from 17 exons.
CCGGCUCGGAUGAACUGCGCAUGUGCGUCUAGUUACAGGGGCCACUGCUCCUUGGUCAGCGCCCGCUGUGGAAGCCGGCGACUAGAAGGAGUAUAUGCGUGUGUGGCGCUCGACCCGGCGUCCCAACGAAGGUGGCCAGAGCGAUGAACUCCCGGAAAGUGCUGGCCCUGCAGGCCCGGAAGCGCCGAGCCAAGCAUCCUGCGGCGCCCGGCAGGAAAGAAAAGCACCCGCCACACCACAAAAAGCCAGAGCCUCAACAAAAAGUUCCCUCUGCACCACCACCACCACCUCCUCCACCACCUCCUCCACCUUUGCCAGAGCCAGCGCCUCCAGAGCCAGAGGAGGAGAUUCUGGGAUCUGAUGAUGAAGAGCAAGAAGAUCCUGCAGAUUAUUGCAAAGGUGGCUAUCAUCCAGUGAAAAUUGGAGAUCUUUUCAAUGGUCGAUACCAUGUUAUCAGGAAGUUAGGAUGGGGACACUUCUCUACGGUCUGGCUAUGCUGGGAUAUGCAGGGAAAAAGGUUUGUUGCAAUGAAAGUUGUGAAAAGUGCUCAACAUUAUACGGAGACAGCCUUGGAUGAAAUAAAGUUACUUAAAUGUGUUCGUGAAAGUGACCCUAGUGAUCCAAAUAAAGACAUGGUUGUACAAUUAAUUGAUGACUUCAAAAUUUCGGGCAUGAAUGGCAUACAUGUCUGUAUGGUUUUUGAAGUACUUGGACAUCACCUUUUAAAAUGGAUAAUUAAGUCCAACUAUCAGGGCCUUCCAAUCCGUUGUGUAAAAAGUAUAAUUCAACAGGUACUGCAGGGUUUAGAUUAUCUCCACAGUAAGUGUAAAAUCAUCCAUACAGACAUCAAACCAGAAAACAUCUUGAUGUGUGUGGAUGACACCUAUGUGCGUAGAAUGGCUGCAGAAGCAACAGAGUGGCAGAAAGCAGGUGCUCCUCCUCCUUCUGGCUCGGCAGUGAGUACUGCCCCACAGCAAAAACCUAUUGGAAAGAUAUCUAAGAACAAAAAGAAGAAAUUGAAAAAAAAGCAAAAAAGGCAGGCUGAGCUACUAGAAAAGCGUUUGCAAGAAAUAGAGGAAUUGGAGCGAGAAGCUGAAAGAAAUAAAAUAGAAGAAAAUGUAACAUCUACUGUACCAUCCAAUGAACAAGAGGAUGAAUAUCACCCAGAAGUCAAGCUAAAAACUGUUGAGUUAGAGGAGGUAGCAGAUGAAGAACCUGGGAAUGAGGGUGGUGAAACGGAAGAUCAGGAUGAAAAGGAAGAUACAGAAAAAGAAAACACAGAGAAAGAUGAUGAUGUUGAACAAGAACUUGUCAGUUCAGAGGCUACAGAUCCCACAUGGAUAGAAUCCCCCAAAACAAAUGGCCACAUUAUAAAUGGUCCUUUCUUACUGGAAGAACAGAUUGAAGAUGAAGAGGAAGAAGAGGAGGAAUGCCCAAAUGCUGAGCAAUAUAAUCUUGAUGAGCCAAAUGCAAAAAAUGAUUACAGUUAUAGUAGCUCCUAUGAACAAUUUAAUGGUGAAUUGCUAAAUGGACGUCAUAAAAUUUCUGAGUCACAGUUUUCUGAAUUCUCAGCUUCUGUAUUCUCUGGAGCUUUAGAUUCUGUAGCUUGUGGUUCAGCUGUUUCUGAAGAAUCAACUGUAACUGAAAGGGACGGAAGUACUCCAUCUCAUGAUAGGAGCAGGACAGUUUCAGCAUCUAGUACUGGAGACUUGCCAAAAAGUAAGUCAAAAACCCGUGCUGCUGACUUACUGGUGAAUCCACUGGAUCCAAGAAAUGCAGAUAAAAUUAGAGUUAAAAUUGCUGACCUGGGAAAUGCUUGUUGGGUGCAUAAACACUUCACAGAAGACAUCCAGACACGACAGUAUAGAUCAAUAGAGGUUUUAAUAGGAGCGGGUUACAGUACACCGGCUGAUAUCUGGAGUACAGCAUGCAUGGCAUUUGAGCUUGCAACUGGUGAUUAUCUGUUUGAACCACAUUCUGGUGAAGACUAUUCCAGAGAUGAGGACCACAUAGCACACAUCAUAGAGCUGCUAGGCAAUAUCCCAAGGCACUUUGCUCUAUCUGGAAAAUAUUCUCGGGAAUUCUUCAAUCGCAGAGAUCACAUAGCAUUGAUCAUUGAACUGCUGGGGAAAAUCCCUCGAAAAUACGCUAUGUUGGGGAAAUAUUCCAAGGAGUUUUUCACCAAAAAAGGAGAACUUCGACACAUUACCAAACUGAAACCUUGGAGCCUCUUCGAUGUUCUUGUGGAGAAGUAUGGUUGGCCUCAGGAAGAUGCCGCAGAGUUUACAGAUUUUCUGAUUCCUAUGCUAGAAAUGGUUCCAGAGAAACGAGCCUCAGCUGGUGAAUGUCUUAGGCACCCUUGGUUGAAUUCUUAGCAAAAUCUCCAGAUAUAACUCUGGGCCAGCACCCACAUUCCUAUACAUCAGACUUAAAUGGUGACUGUCAUAAAUUCUCUUAAAAGGAUCAUAAAUGAGCUGGCUUCAACCCAGAUCUUUAUUUUGCUUUGAGGUACUGUUUGACAUUUUGCUUUUUGUGCGCUGUGUUCUUGGGAGGAGGGUAGUCUUUUUGUCUUCAGCUAGUAGUUUUACUGACUCUCUGCAGAAACACUAAUGUGUCUUUAAGCAUUGUUUCUCGUGUUGUGUGGCAUUGAGACAUUCAACUUUUUCAACAAAACAUCCUUUAUUCUCCCCUCGUGUUUUGACAGGUUUUGUAACUAUUUAUGGAAAAUAUUUUAGCUGAGUAUUAUAUAAUUUACAAGUGUGAGACAUUAUCAAGUCAGAACUGAGAAAACGUACAAUUAUUUGGGCAAAGGGACAUUGUUCUUGUAAAAUAGUGUAUGUAAAUGCACCUUGUAAAUGUUUAUUUCCAUUAAAAAUGGGAUGGGGACACAAUUUUCAGAGUAAAGCUAUUAAAUUGA